UGUUUACCCCGCCCCCAGCUGGCUCCCGUCGAGUGACGCAAGCAGGAGACCGCAGGUGCACAGGCUGGGAACUGCAUCCAAACCACACUAGAUAAACCUCCUUCUAAGAUGGCCUCAGCAAAUGAUGCUCGAUAUGGACAAAAAGAGUCUGCGGAUCAGAACUUUGACUACAUGUUUAAGAUCCUGAUCAUUGGUAACAGCAGUGUCGGCAAAACCAGUUUCCUGUUCCGCUAUGCUGAUGACUCCUUCACCCCUGCUUUCGUCAGCACUGUCGGCAUUGACUUCAAAGUGAAGACCAUCUACCGGAACGACAAGAGGAUAAAGCUCCAAAUAUGGGACACUGCUGGGCAGGAGAGGUACAGGACCAUCACCACAGCAUACUAUCGUGGAGCGAUGGGCUUCAUUCUGAUGUAUGACAUCACCAACGAGGAUUCCUUCAAUGCCGUUCAGGACUGGUCCACACAGAUUAAGACGUAUUCGUGGGACAAUGCUCAAGUGCUGCUGGCGGGAAAUAAGUGUGACAUGGAAGACGAGAGAGUGGUUGCUUCCGAGAGAGGAAGACAGCUGUCUGAACAGCUGGGCUUUGAGUUCUUUGAGGCCAGUGCCAAGGACAACAUUAACGUGAAGCAGGCCUUUGAUCGACUGGUGGACAUAAUCUGUGAGAGGAUGGCCGAGAAUCCGGAGUCGGCGGACCCGUCCACUACAGGAAACCGGCAGGGCCCUCAGCUCAGUGAGCAGCCGCAGCGCUCUCACACAGACUGUGCUUGCUGAGGGUCGCUCACAGCCUCUCCACCGUUCCCAGCAGACUGAACAAUGGACGCUCUAGGAAAGAAGGCUUUGGUACGAGAAGAGCUGAUGGGAUGCCGCUGAGAACCUGUCCACUCUCUGUCCCUUUUGUCAGAUUGACAUCAGUGCAUUUUUGUUUCUCUUAUAUUGAUAUCGUUAACCAAUGCUCCUCAAACCCCUAAGAAUUUGAAUAAUUUCAUAUCUUUUUGACUUCAGGGUCAAAUUAAUUCCAACGUGACAUUACGGUGAAUCACAUUUUGUUUUGUUACACUGUUCAUGAGCAUUUCCUAGGUAAGUUUUUGGAUUCAUCAAGUUCAAAUGAUCAACACAAAUAUCCUCAAUACAUCGCCAGGAGAUUAUUUCCUAAACAGAAAAAUAUACAUUUGGGACCAGCAUAAAGGCUCAUCCCAAGAUAGAACGUUUGAAGGAAUCCUAAGCUUGAAUUCAGCACCGUUUCGCUCUUCAUUUUAAAAUGAUAGAGUGAAAACGAAAUGCGCACUAAUUAAUUUGCUCCCUAUUUAUUUUUUUUUAAAAUAACUGCAGGUGUGUUUUGUAAAACAUAUAUUAUAUAAGCAAAAACGGUAUAUGUGUAAUAAUAGAUGUAACUAGGAAAAAAAUAAUUAUGAUGUGCUUAAUUGCUUCUAGUUUUGUAAUAUGAAGGAAUUAAUGAAGUUAAGUGUAUUUUCAGUUACAUGUUCUGCUUUUACUCUGGUUCCUACAUACAGGUGGUCUCAAACUCCUCGUUUUACCAUAAAGGAAGUGUGUGAGUGUGUGUGCAUGUUAGUAUGUCAUCCUAGUAUUUUCUAGAUGUUUCCAAGCAUAGAUCCAUGGGCUGAAAACACAAUAAAAGCUUUAAUGAGAAGAGAACCUAAAUCAAAGAAUAGCAGCUAAUAAGACUGUAUUUUGAAAAGACUUAUAUUAAAACUAAAUGCAUUGUGAUUCGCUUGAAGUUCCCAUUUAGGCAUUAGAAAACAGAUGCUUUAUGCACCACUGAUUGAUCACUAGAGAAUUAACAUAUGUUAAUGCACACAAUAAUGUUGAUUUAGUUGUAAUUAAGUAUGUUGAUUUACUGCAUCAUUUAUUGCUUAUUUAUGUACAUGCGUUUUUGUUGAUGUAUGUAUUCUGCAUUAGAUUAAGAGGGCUACUGCUAUACUUAUGACAGGCUUGGACAUCUGAAAUGUCUCGCUUUUAUAAAUCACAGAGUUUUAAACACAAUCAUGUUUGUAGAAAUAUGUGUUGAUUUCCCCCUAUGCAAUUCAGAAGCUUUUUUAUACCAAAUAGUCACUGGAUAUGCAGGGAUAUUGUCUGUAAGGCAAAUUAAGAUUUUUUUCCUUCAUUUAAAACCUUUUUUUACAGUCCAACAAAUGUCAAACCACUGGGAUCUUCUUAUUCAUACAGAGAAAUGUGACACAUUUGUUUGCUUUAUAUGCAGAGUAAUCACUUUUAAAGUAGAAGCCAUAAAACAGAGGUUUGGUUUUGAUACUUUUUUUUUGUGCAUUAGUUGGCAUUUUGAGUUUUUCUUUUUUUGUUUUUUUUUGUUUAGAAAGACAGUAGUCCCUCAGUUCCAAAUUCCAAAUCAGUUUUUAGUUUAUAUGCAUUAUACUGUGUUUCACUCUGGGAGAUAAUGGUAAGAAUAAACCACUGUUAGCAAGUGAUAUAAGCAGGACACUUACUGUCAAGAGUUUUAUGAGAAUCAAGUGACCACUUGUUUAUUCUGUUUACUGAGUUCAAUAAAAAGCUAUGUUUGAAA
Messenger RNA from Carassius auratus (goldfish), 2536 nucleotides. RefSeq names its product RAB3A, member RAS oncogene family, a (gene rab3aa). Lineage: Eukaryota; Metazoa; Chordata; Actinopteri; Cypriniformes; Cyprinidae. The record is from RefSeq and is a predicted model, not a curated record. Gene Ontology annotation, molecular function: GTP binding; GTPase activity. The transcript is spliced from 5 exons. The coding region runs from base 109 to 771 and encodes 220 amino acids.